UUUCUCUCUCUCUCUCUCUCUCUCUCUCUCUCUCUCUCUCUCUCUCUCUCUCUCUUACGACUUACGAGUUACGAGCCUCUAUUUUGCACUGCAGUCAGUUUGAUAUCAUGAUCUUAUCGAUCUGACUUUCAGAACAAGACUGUGAUUGGCUGUGUGUAUAUUGCAUGCUGUCGUGCUGCUGAAAAUUUCUAGUUAGUCAUUGCCUCUCUUCAUAGUUCUAGAGAGAAAUGGGGCAUGGAGGCGGACAUACUUGUUGCAACAAACAGAAAGUGAAAAGAGGGCUGUGGUCACCUGAAGAAGACGAGAAACUCGUCAACUACAUUACUUCCCAUGGCCAUGGCUGCUGGAGCUCCGUUCCUAAGCUUGCUGGGCUCCAAAGAUGCGGAAAGAGUUGCAGAUUACGAUGGAUUAAUUAUCUAAGGCCGGAUUUGAAGCGAGGAAGCUUUUCAUCCCAGGAAGCCACCCUCAUAGUCGACUUACACCGAAUUCUUGGAAAUAGAUGGGCACAAAUUGCAAAACAUUUACCAGGAAGAACAGACAACGAGGUUAAGAACUUCUGGAACUCUAGUAUAAAAAAGAAGCUUCUUGCUCAUAGCCACCUUUCUACUCAUUCUCUUGCCACCAUCUUUACAAACCCUAAAACCACCAACAUUCAUGCUUCUUUAAGUGGUGAAAAUCAAUAUUAUGAGAGUUUAUUUGAUGCAAACCCUCACGUGGUCAGCCCAUAUCAACCCCACAUGAACCACGAUCAUGAUCAUCUUGUCCAUGCAUCACCAGCGGCCAUUGGUCAACCACCGGUGGUCAAUCUUGAUAAAUGCUUCGAUAUUGACCCUACCCCUAAUCUUCCUCCCCUUCCUCAAUCAUUCAUAGUCAACUCAUCUUCAGUUUUUGAUCAUCAGUUCCCUACAAUGGAAUUCUUGAUGAACUCCUACGAACAUAAUACCCUAAAAUCAGAGAAUUACGACCUCAUCCUUGCCCAAACCUCCGAUCAUGGCGAUUCCGUAAUCCCAUUUAAACUAGGUGAACAAACAAAUAACAUCGAAUUGACCACUAGUAUAACUACACAACCAAUUGUGAACUCUCAGGACUUGGAUCCACCUGCAACUUCUCAAACCGAGUACCUUGAAGCCUUCGUUCCAAAUUUCCUUUCAUCUUCAUCCUCUCCUCCCCCAUCAUUGGUUUUGCCCCAAUUUAUGGCUCAUUCGAGUUCAGCGGGGGAAACCAUUGAGCUGGAGGAACAAGAUUCUGAUGUGGAGGGGCAGCAAAGAAGGCUGCUGCAGGGGGUUGUUGAGUCGGUAGACCCGAGUUUGGAGCAGUACCGAGGACUUCGGGCUGCUGGUUUCUCAUUGGUUGGUAUGGAAGCCAUGGAAAACCCGAUGGCAGCAAUGGUAUUGUGGUGGUGGUUCCAGAUGGGCGUCGAUUAUCAGUUGAGUAGGAGCAACCGCGACGUGGUUGUGAAGAGCGACAACCACCUCAGUUGUUUUGUGAGAAGGUCAUGUUGCGUGAGUUUGAGGGGUUAG
Messenger RNA from Lactuca saligna, 1520 nucleotides. Lineage: Eukaryota; Viridiplantae; Streptophyta; Magnoliopsida; Asterales; Asteraceae. The record is from the annotation of a GenBank genome assembly.